UGUACUGCAAGAAUUAUUAGCAGAUUUGUUAAAAUUUGAAGGAGAUAAUGAAUUUUUAGUACAAUUAAGUAACAAAUUGCGUAAUAUGGAAGAAGAAUUCGUUAAUGACAUUUUCGAAUCAUUGUCAGAUGGAGAUUCUUCAUAUUUUAUUAUUUGCAAUGAAAAUAUUCUUAAAAAUAAUAGCAAAGGAUGUUAUGACAUAUUUUUAAUAGAUUCUAUACAAAAUAGUGUGUAUUGUAUAUCUUACACUGCAGACGGACACAAUAUAAAUUUGAAUCAUCCUAUGCCUUUCCAAAUACGUUAUUUAAAUAAUUCAAUUAUUUUGAGUACAUAUAGUUCUGAGUCUAAAAAUAUCAAGUUUUUAACAUGGCUAGAAAAUAAAUUCUUAAAAAAGGUGAUAUCUUGGUCAGAACCGAGAACUCAUAAAAAAUCUCCAUUGAACUGCCCAUCAUUAUCCUUAAUUAAUAAAGAACAAUAUGCACAAUUAUACCAUAGAUUAAAAUUGAAAUAUGGGAAAUCUAUGUGUGAGAUAUGGCCUGAUAAUACUGAUCCUUCAAAGUUUGUUUAUGAAGAUAUAGCUAUUGCUACAUAUAUUUUACUUAUAUGGGCACAGGAGAGAUUAAACAAAAAAUGUAAUACAAUGCAAAACUUUGUUGAUUUAGGCUGUGGUAAUGGACUUUUGGUACAUAUUUUAAAUUCAGAAGGAUAUUCUGGCUAUGGAUUAGAUAUAAGAAAACGUGACAUUUGGGAUAAAUACCCUUCAUCGACAAUAUUAAAAGAGAAGCCUUUUGUUCCAUCAAUUGAUACAUUUCCAGAUGUGCAUUGGCUCAUAGGAAAUCAUUCUGAUGAAAUUACUCCCUGGUUACCUAUUACAGCGACAAGAAGUUCUAUAAAUACAAAUUAUUUUGUUAUACCUUGUUGUCCAUAUGAGCUAAAUGGCAAAAAAUAUCAACGUAAAUUGUCAAGCAAUUCUGUAUAUGAAGAUUUUUUGUAUUACGUUCAAGAUAUUUCAAACCUAUGUGGUUUUAAUACAAAAAUUGAUAAAUUACGCAUUCCAAGUACAAAAAGGACUUGUUUAGUAGGAUGGAAUAGAGAUUUAAGCAUUGAAAAUUAUAAUAGCUUAUGUAAAUCAGUAGAACUUUAUGUGCAGGAAGAAUGUUCCUCUAUAACAAAUUAUACAAUCAGGGAAAAAAUAGAAAAAGUACAAAAUUGCACACAGAUAAAUAAAAAUAUUCAAGAAGAUAUUGUAAAUAGAAUUGUUAAUGAAUUGCUUAAUAAAAAAAAUAAUGAUGCGAAUGGGUGGAAUGAAGGCGGGUGUCUCAAUGUAAAAGAAUUAGCAGAGAUAGUUCCAAAUGAUUUAUUACAUAAAUUGAAAUCAGAGUGUGGUGGCUUGCAGACAUUAUUAAAAAAUCAAAAUAUAUUUAAUAUAAGAAAUGGUAUGGUGUCAUUAUGCAAGCCGAAAACUGUGCAAGAAAUGAAAGAAUUAUAUGUAAUUCACAAAACAAAUGACAAUCGAGUAACUUUGAAACGUAAGGCAUUACAAAAUAGAUCAUUGAAGCCUAAGAAUUUAAAAUUAGUUGAUGAUACUGAUUUUAAUGCAUUGCUUCAGAAAAAAGACUGUUGGUAUUUUUAUAAUCAUCCUCAAGGAUGUCCAUUAACGAAUGAAGAUUGUAGUUUUAAACAUAAGUAAAAUAUUUUUAUACCACAUGGGUAAUUUGAAGAAAGAAUA
Messenger RNA from Ctenocephalides felis (cat flea), 1729 nucleotides. RefSeq names its product probable tRNA (uracil-O(2)-)-methyltransferase. Gene Ontology annotation, molecular function: tRNA (uridine) methyltransferase activity. Gene Ontology annotation, biological process: tRNA methylation. Bases 86 to 1690 code for a protein of 534 amino acids. The record is from RefSeq and is a predicted model, not a curated record. The transcript is spliced from 5 exons. NCBI's taxonomy places the organism in Eukaryota, Metazoa, Arthropoda, Insecta, Siphonaptera, Pulicidae.